This is a messenger RNA of Oncorhynchus nerka (sockeye salmon), 1309 nucleotides long. RefSeq names its product relaxin 1 (gene rln1). The transcript has 2 exons. Lineage: Eukaryota; Metazoa; Chordata; Actinopteri; Salmoniformes; Salmonidae. The record is from RefSeq and is a predicted model, not a curated record. Gene Ontology annotation, molecular function: hormone activity; G protein-coupled receptor binding. Bases 158 to 700 code for a protein of 180 amino acids. Gene Ontology annotation, cellular component: extracellular region.
AGUGAGGUACCUAAUGACAUCCUAUUGAAGUCUACAUUGACAAGAGAACGUGGACUCACUGAACAGCAUAGCAUCUCAGAACACACCUGCACCAGGACCACACACUAGUGUAACUUUAGUUCAUCUCUCUCACAAGGAAACCAGCUCUAAACUGAAAAUGCUACCAAAGCUUUCCUUUGUCAUCCUUGUGUGUGUUGGUACUUUGUUAAUAUGUACAAGCACUCAAAGCCUAUCGCGAGACAAUGGGAUGAAACUGUGCGGCAGAGAGUUCAUAAGAGCCGUUAUCUUCACGUGCGGCGGGUCCCGUUGGAAACGGUCCUUAGAUGAAGACUUGGAUCUCUUCCAUGUCAGAGAGGGCGAGGACAGCAGACUCAACUGGCCUCAUGGUCUGGACCAGGCCACAGUAGCAGACCACCCUCUCCAGCUCUCCUCCUCAUCCCCCACCUCCCUGGCUGAACUCUUCUCACUCCUGGGUGGAGUGGGAGACCAUAGGGGGUCCGCGGCCAACCUCGACCCCAGUGAUGAGCUCCAGAAUCAUGCAUCGGUGUUGGGAGGAGUGGGGGGAGCCAGAGAGCUGGCCAGGAGCCCAAGCAUCAAUUGGCAACGCCGCAACAGGCGAAAGAGCAACUUUUCCUUGGGCGUAGCUGGCAUGUGCUGCAACCAGGGUUGCACUAAGAAUGACAUUGGGCGUCUGUGCUGAGACUGGGGCAGUGGGCAACAGGAUGGUGGAGGUAGAGCUGCCCUAGCCUGGGUUUAUCUGACCACACACCUCUCUGUGUUAUUGGAGUGUGGGUGAAAGGUUAGCCGUUUUCUUUUCAGUGUUUGACUAGGUUGUUAAUGGGAGAAAUUUCAACACAGGCUGGCUCAGGGGUUCCCAAACUCUGUCCUCGGGACCCCAAGGAGUGCACGUUUGGGUUUUACCCUAGCACUGCACAGCUAAUUCAAAUAAUCAUCAAGCUUGGAUCAUUCAAAUCAGCUGUGUAGUGUUAGGGCAAAAAAACUAAAUGUGCACUCCUUGGGGUCCCGAGGACCAGGUUUGGGAAAUGCUGGGCUAGCUGUUUAAAUGGCUUUGUACGCUUUUCUGUAUAAUGUGCAAGGCAAAUAGUUUGCAAUUGCGGUUUGCAUGUGUUAUUGCUCAAAUGUUGUUUCAUCAUUAAAUUAAUUACUGAAGCAAGAGCACUUAUGCACUUCCCUGAGAAAUACAAUUGUUUGAAUGACUUGAAAAAUGCAUCCCCACCAAGAAUACCCCAUUGAAAUACUGUGAACAUAUGUUAAGUGUAUGUAAAUGUACAACUCAUUGAACAUCAAU